This is a messenger RNA of Iphiclides podalirius (scarce swallowtail), 210 nucleotides long. The record is from the annotation of a GenBank genome assembly. Lineage: Eukaryota; Metazoa; Arthropoda; Insecta; Lepidoptera; Papilionidae.
AUGGCCCAAAUGGGACGAGCUGUGUCACGCUUACGUCGUGUCGUCGCCGUGCCGGAGCCGUGGCCAUCGAACGGGAGCCGAUGCGACCUAACGGUGCACGCGAAACGCAGUUUUUGCGAGCGCGACCUGACAAGUUUGUUAGCAAAGGGCGCUCAGCGCUCACUGCCACUUUCACCGUUGUCCGGCGCAAUGGGCGUGUCGGACGAUCAU